CUGGUUUCUAGGGAAACAAAUUGUUUAAUCUAUAGUGGCACUAAAUUGAAUUAAGUCUACAAAUCAAAAAUGCGUGUCACCUUUUGUACAGAUUUGGAUAAGAGUGUUGUAGUGACCAAUUGUGAAAGGAGAGGUUGGAUUCAAGUGGGGCCUGAUGAUGAAUGGAAUAUUUACUGGGCUGGGACUCAAACAUGUCGCAGCUUAUUUAGUGUAGACAGUGGUUAUCGUAUGAAUGAUAAUCAAAUCAUUAAUCAUUUUCCGAAUCAUUAUGAACUUUCCCGUAAAGAUUUGCUGGUGAAAAACAUUAAAAGAUAUCGUAGAGAAUUGGAAAAGGAAGGAAGUCUUCUAGCUGAAAGGGGGGAUGCAUCUAAAUAUCUUCAUUUGGAUUUCAUACCGAUUACAUUUGUGCUGCCAGCAGAUUAUAAUAUGUUUGUGGAAGAAUACAGAAAGACCCCACAGAGCACCUGGAUCAUGAAACCUUGUGGAAGAUCUCAAGGUUCAGGUAUUUUUCUCAUAAAUAAACUGUCAAAACUGAAGAAAUGGUCGAGAGAAGCCAAAACCCCCUUUCAGCAACAUUUGACAAAGGAAAGUUACGUUAUCUCGAAGUAUAUAGAUAACCCUUUGUUGAUUGGAGGAAAAAAAUUUGAUCUCCGCCUUUAUGUUCUUGUCACAUCAUUCAGGCCACUGAAAGCCUACCAGUUUCGUUUGGGUUUCUGCAGAUUUUGUACUGUGAAAUAUGAUUCUAGUGUAGCAGAAUUAGAUAAUAUGUAUGUCCAUUUGACCAACGUAUCUGUACAGAAGCAUGGGGGAGAAUAUAACUCAUUGCAUGGUGGUAAACUAAGCGUUCAAAAUUUACGUUUACACUUGGAAAGUACAAGAGGAAAAGAGGUUACAGAAACCUUGUUUGAUCAAAUAAGCUGGUUGAUAAUUCAUUCCUUGAAAGCUGUAGCUCCUGUUAUAGCUACAGACAGACAUUGUUUCGAGUGUUACGGUUACGAUAUCAUUAUUGAUAAUAAAUUGAAGCCAUGGCUUAUAGAGGUAAAUGCUUCACCCUCUCUGACCUCUACUACUGCCAACGAUAGAAUUUUGAAACAUAAAUUAUUGAAUAAUAUAUUUUCUUUAGUCACUCCACCUUCAGGAAUGCCAGAUGUUAGAUGGAACAAAAUACCGACAGAAGAUGCUCUUGGAGAUUUUGAGCUCCUUAUUGAUGAAGAUUUGAUAAAUUUGCAAGAUGGGGAUAGUCAUUAUUUGGUGAAAAAUAGCUACAAAUGGAAAUAAGUCUGCAUCUUUUUGAGAAAAUAUUCAACAUCCCGAUAACAAUAAUUAUACAAUGCUCAAUAUUUCACUAAAUACAAAAUGGCCUUAUGAAAAAAUUAAAGCAUCAACUUGAUGACAUAUUUUUGAA
Messenger RNA from Harmonia axyridis, 1405 nucleotides. RefSeq names its product polyglutamylase complex subunit TTLL1 (gene TTLL1B). Gene Ontology annotation, molecular function: tubulin-glutamic acid ligase activity; tubulin binding. Gene Ontology annotation, cellular component: cilium. The transcript has 6 exons. Bases 70 to 1278 code for a protein of 402 amino acids. Lineage: Eukaryota; Metazoa; Arthropoda; Insecta; Coleoptera; Coccinellidae. The record is from RefSeq and is a predicted model, not a curated record. Gene Ontology annotation, biological process: protein polyglutamylation; microtubule cytoskeleton organization.